Messenger RNA from Artibeus jamaicensis (Jamaican fruit-eating bat), 2111 nucleotides. It is a transcript of the gene FBXL2, whose product is annotated as F-box and leucine rich repeat protein 2. NCBI's taxonomy places the organism in Eukaryota, Metazoa, Chordata, Mammalia, Chiroptera, Phyllostomidae. Gene Ontology annotation, biological process: SCF-dependent proteasomal ubiquitin-dependent protein catabolic process. Gene Ontology annotation, cellular component: SCF ubiquitin ligase complex. The transcript has 15 exons. Gene Ontology annotation, molecular function: protein binding. The coding region runs from base 58 to 1368 and encodes 436 amino acids. The record is from RefSeq and is a predicted model, not a curated record.
CGGGCGUUGCCGCCGCCUUGUGACUCCGGCUGUGGGCGCGCUGGCGGCUCUUCGGCCAUGGUUUUCUCAAAUAAUGAUGAAGGCCUUAUUAACAAAAAGUUACCAAAAGAACUUCUUUUAAGAAUGCUGUUCAGCUUGUUGUUAAAUUUUACUUGGUCUAAUCCAGAAUGUACUAAGUAUGUACAUAGCAUUGGUCUGGAUUCUUUUUGUAAUGUGGCCUGGAACGUCUUAGCCCUGGAUGGAAGCAACUGGCAGAGAAUAGACCUUUUUAACUUUCAGACAGACGUAGAGGGUCGCGUGGUGGAGAACAUCUCGAAGCGAUGUGGCGGCUUCCUGCGCAAGCUCAGCCUGCGGGGCUGCAUCGGAGUCGGGGACUCCUCCUUGAAGACCUUUGCUCAGAACUGCCGAAACAUCGAACAUUUAAACCUCAAUGGCUGCACAAAAAUCACCGACAGCACGUGUUACAGCCUCAGCAGGUUCUGUUCCAAGCUGAAACAUCUGGAUCUGACCUCCUGCGUGUCCAUCACCAACAGCUCCUUAAAGGGGAUCAGUGAGGGCUGCCGAAACCUGGAGUACCUGAACCUGUCCUGGUGCGAUCAGAUCACGAAGGACGGCGUGGAGGCCCUGGUGCGCGGCUGUCGAGGCCUGAAGGCGCUGCUGCUGAGGGGCUGCACGCAGUUAGAAGACGAAGCCCUCAAACACAUUCAGAACUAUUGCCACGAGCUCGUGAGCCUCAACUUACAGUCCUGCUCGCGCAUUACAGAUGAAGGCGUGGUGCAGAUUUGCCGGGGCUGCCACCGCCUGCAGGCCCUCUGCCUCUCUGGCUGCAGCAACCUCACGGACGCCUCCCUCACAGCCCUGGCUUUGAACUGCCCGAGACUUCAGAUUUUGGAGGCUGCCCGCUGUUCCCAUUUGACUGACGCAGGCUUUACACUUCUAGCUCGGAAUUGCCAUGACCUGGAGAAGAUGGAUCUUGAAGAAUGCAUCCUGAUCACCGACAGCACGCUCGUCCAGCUCUCCAUCCACUGCCCUAAACUGCAAGCCCUGAGUCUGUCCCACUGUGAGCUAAUCACAGAUGACGGAAUCUUGCACCUGAGCAACAGCACCUGUGGCCACGAAAGACUGCGAGUCUUGGAGCUGGACAACUGCCUCCUCAUCACAGACGUGGCCCUGGAACACCUGGAAAGCUGCCGGGGCCUGGAGCGCCUGGAGCUGUACGACUGUCAGCAGGUCACCCGCGCGGGCAUCAAGCGGAUGCGGGCUCAGCUCCCUCAUGUCAAAGUCCAUGCCUAUUUUGCGCCCGUCACCCCCCCGACAGCAGUGGGAGGAAGUGGACAUCGGCUGUGCAGGUGCUGUGUCAUUCUCUGACAGUGGCCGUGUGGGCCCAAGUCCAGAGGAGACCUGAGUCUUCCCCACCUUCUCCACCGCCAUCUGUUGGUUCUCCAUUGGGAAAGGCAUUGCAGGUAAAAGACUUCUGUAGGGAUUGCAGUAACUUCUGUAGGUGAUAGUUUUCACCUUGAUUCUGCUGCCAAGCAAUCAAAUCAAAGCCUUGUGUCAAGAAACACAUGGCAGGAGCAGUCUCCAUGCAGCCAGGACUGUGCAAGAAACCCGGUUUCUUAAAGAGGUGGCUGUACCUUCCCAGGGAACAGAGGUUCUGUCCUUGGCUUUGUCAGCGUUGCGCAGACAGUCCAUCAGUGUUAGCACAAAUUGAGCAGAAAAAAACAGGCUGUUGAUUUUCUACCUGAUACUUAAGACGGUGGCCUACUUUAAUUCAGUGAUUCCAUUUUGGUUAGCAGGACUUUUCCAAGUGGCUAUACUGCAAAUUCAUAAUACCUGAUAGUUUUAUAUGUAGAGACUUACGUGAAGGCACGUUAAGAAGUUUCCAUGAGACACCAAAGAAAUAAGGACUCUAAACUGGGUGGAGCAGGGUCUUCACCUCUGUUUCUGUCAACCUGCCGUAUAUACUUUUGGGGACCAAAAAGUCAACUCAGAGUUUGUGCUGCCUGGUGGGAAACUAUAAGCUCUGGCGUAUGCUACAGCACAGUUUUAUUAUAGGAGAAAAGCUAAUCACGUCAUCUCACAAAAUUUGGGGGACCUUAAAGCAAUAGAAU